AUGAUCGUAGAUUUAAUAAAAAGCUUACUAUUAUCAAUACCAUCGUAUAUACUCAGUAGCCUACCAGCUAUCGCAACAAUUGGUGCUUCCCCAAUGCGGGGUUUUUUGGAGAAGCUCAUGUGGGUAUUCCGAUGUCUUGGUUGUCCAUUUACUGGGCUGUAUUAUACAUGCAACAUCAGUAAUGAUGAGGCAUCAUUAUGUAUAUACUGGCUUGAAGCACAGUAUUUUAGAUUAACGGGGGGCAACCAUGACGAAGAAAAUUUCAAAAUUGAAGGUCUACCCUACAGACCUUUAGGAAUUCAUUAUAAAAGCCCAAUUCAUGGACAAUUUACACAAGAGAUAAAUGAUAUAAUAGAAGAAUGCACAGCACAAGCAUCUGUUCUUGAAAGGCUAUCAUCAUUACCCCCAGCAUAUUAUAUGGGCGUCGGUAUAUUUGCCGGAAUAUCACGAUUAAUAGAAUCUCGCGAUUGUGAAUUUAUGCCACAUAUAACUGAUGAUCCUGAAUAUUUAUACACAAUUUUGACUGGUAUAAUAUCGAUAGUAAUCCCUUGGACUGUUGUAAUCAUGGCCAAUUUGACGCCUCCAGUUGGCUGUCUCUACCGGUGCAAAUAUUUAAGUGCUCUGGCGUCCACAUGGUCAUUUAAUAGUUUCUUGGCAAUGGUACAACACUUAAUGGGAGAGCAAAGUGUGAAAGGUAAUAAGUAUCUACAUAUAUGGUUUAGCAUUAGCGGUGUAAUAAUUGUUCUCCUUUUGUCUGCUUUUGUCGUGAUAACCAGCAUUUCAUUGUGGGUAGAUCUUUUUGGAGAUUCUUGUUCAUGUACAAUCGUACAUGAAAUGAAUGAGUAA
Molecule: messenger RNA, 846 nt
Organism: Funneliformis geosporum
Lineage: Eukaryota; Fungi; Glomeromycota; Glomeromycetes; Glomerales; Glomeraceae
Source: the annotation of a GenBank genome assembly